CUUCCCUCAGUGCCAAAGGUCCAUACAUUGCAAGUGGAACGGAGAGAUAAAACCUGUAUUCCUGUGUAUACUUAGCUGGUAAAAUCAUACAGUUUUCCUUUACAUUGAUGAUGAUCUUAGAAGUUUUUAAAAGAUAAAGGACGAGCACCGCUCUGUCCUGUCUACUGCUGAUCUUUCUAAAGUGGACGUGAGAGACAAGAGCUACUUUCCUGAUGGCAGAUCACGAUAAUAUUUACGACGACGAGGAGCUAGUGUCGGCUAAUCCAAAUCAAAGGAAUUGGCGUGGGAUUUUGAUAGCUUUGCUCGUGAUCGUUGCGGUUUUAGCCCUUAUUGUCACGUCGGUCGCUCUACUCACACCACCUGAUGAAGGGCCCAGAGUUCGUGGUACACGAUUACGACUCUCUGAGGUUCUUUCCGGUGAAUUAUCUCCGUUGCUUUUUAAUGGAUCUUGGGUGAGCUAUCGUCAUAUUUGUUAUAGAGAUGUUUCAGGUGGUAUUUCUUUAUUGGAUGCAUCUGAUGCGAAUUUAACGUCGCGCAGUUUGAUGCCGAAAGAAACGUUUAGAAGAUUGAAUCCUGCCAAAUUCUCACUAUCACCGGACCACAAAUACUUGUUACUUGCUCAGAAUAUGAAAAAAUUAUUUAGAUAUUCUUAUUUAGCUCAAUAUACAGUCUAUGACGUAAACACACAAGAUAUAAUACCGUUGACACCUCAUCCCGAAAAGGAAGUUCAUCCUUAUUUGUUGUUAGCCAAAUGGACACCCCGUGGCCAUGGACUCGUUAUGGUACAAGAUUAUGAUAUUUAUUAUAGAACGGGUCCUUUGAGUAACACGGGAUAUCGUGUAACUGAUACUGCAGUACCUGGAAUUUUAUCUAAUGGUCUACCAGAUUGGCUAUAUGAAGAGGAGAUUUUGCACAGUGCUGAAGCAAUUUGGAUGUCAACUGAUGGUCAUAUGAUGCUUUAUGCGUCGUUUAAUGAUUCUUUAGUCGAAGAAAUGCAUAUUCCUUGGUUUGGAGAAGGAAACAGGGCUUUAUAUCCUGAUAUACGAUCUUUGAGAUAUCCUAAGCCGGGAACUCCAAAUCCUUUCGUGCGUCUAUAUGUCGCUGACCUUGCUGAUCCAAAAAAUAUUCAUACGAAAAUAGUGAAACCACCCCCUAUCAUCGAACACGUAGAUCAUUAUUUUACUACUGCUUCCUGGGUAUCAUUAACGGAAGUUUGUAUAUCGUGGUUAACAAGAGCUCAAAAUUUCUCAGUCGUAACAAUUUGUAAAAGUCCUAUGUGGCAUUGUCAGGAAAUACAAAGAAUAACUAGCGAUGGACAUGGAUGGGUUGAUACACCACCAGAGGCACCACUGUUCUCAGCUAAUGGCACCAGUUACAUAUCGAUCAGUCCUAUGUUAGAAGGACCUGCUGGAUAUUUUAAACAUAUUGUAUGGGUAAAUGUGCUUCGAAAGCAAGUAGUACCCUUGACACAUGGUCGCUUUGAAGUUGUCAAAAUAUUAGGGUGGGAUAAGGUCAACGAUAUCAUAUAUUUCAUAGGUAUACCACCUAUGCGUCCUGGACAAAGACACUUAUAUCGUGUCAGUUCACUUUUACCCCAGGUGGGCUCUUCCUUACAUCCUGCAAUUUGCAUCACGUGCAAUGCUCAGUCCACGAAAAUAAAUAACGAUCAAAGCAGUUAUCACACAACAUUUUCGGAUCGACGCAAUGGAUGGAUGGGAACUGAUUGGCACGAGGAUUAUGAUGUACAAACGGAAAGUCCUGAAGAUAAAGAACAACGACGUGCAAAAGAAAAAGCGAAAAAGCAGAAAUCAAAAGCUUCGCAUACUUCUAAUUCCGAGGAACCACCUUGUCAGUAUCAUCACGCCAUUUUCCCUUCUUACGGAUUAGACUACUUCGUUCUAGAAUGUCUUGGCCCUGGGAUACCUACGAUUUCACUUUAUAAAACUGAAACGCCAAUGCCACGAUUAUUGAGUGUUCUUCAGAAUAACACGGUGUUACGCGAAAAAAUAUCCAAGAUCGCUCUUCCACAAGUGAAAACCUUUCCAGUACAUAUAAGUGGCGGUUAUAACGCACAAGUAAGAUUACAUUUACCACCUGGCUUACGAGAGGAUGAAAUCACGCGUUAUCCUUUAGUUGUACAGGUGUACGGAGCACCAGGAUCUCAGUUAGUGACGGAGAUGUUUAAAAUCGACUGGAAUACGUAUCUAGCCAGUCGGAAAAGUAUUAUCGUAGCCCAAAUAGAUGGUCGCGGUAGCGGCGGUCAAGGAUACAAAUUACUUCAUGAGGUUUAUUAUAAACUUGGUUCUGCCGAAGUAGCUGAUCAAUUAGAAGUUACGGAAUAUUUGAGAGACACGUUACACUUUAUAGACAAACGGUGCGUUGCAGUUUGGGGUUGGAGUUACGGCGGUUUCGUUGCAGCAUCAGCUCUAGCUCAUCCCGAACAAGACGUUUUUCAUUGCGGAAUAAGCGUUGCACCUAUCGUUUCAUGGAAGCUCUAUGAUUCCGCUUAUGCCGAGAGAUACAUGGGUUUACCAAACGUUACUUCUAAUUACAAAGGUUAUGCCGAUUCCGACGUUUACAAUAAAAUUGAGUACCUGCGUAAUAAAAUGUUUUAUUUAGUCCACGGAACUGCGGACGAUAAUGUUCAAUUUCAACAAUCCAUGGCACUUGCGCGUCACCUUGCGAAAGAGGGCAUUCUCUUUCGACAGCAGGUAUAUCCAGAUGUGAGUCAUACUUUAACCGGUGUAAAAGGACACUUGUACUUAUCCAUGGCUCAAUUUUUGGAAGACUGCUUCCAAAAACAAAUACCUUUAGAUACAAAAGCGGGACUUGGCAGCGGUGGCGGUUCCAGUGCUUAAAAAAAAAAAAAGAAGUAUACAUAGGUUCUCAUACGAUAAGUUGUAUAAAAAAAAAGAAAAAUGAUACGUGCAAUCUAUAUACGUACAUCUCCAAAAUCUGUUCAGUUCAACGGAAUAAUUACAGAAAAAAAGGUAAAAUUAUCGUAUAAUUUUAUACUCUGCAUCGAUAUAUCAUGUAUAAAAAAAGAAAGAAAAAGUAAGAAAAAAAAAAGAAGAAAUUACAAUCAAUGCGCUUAGAUAAUAACUUUGUAAAAAUUACAUUUGGCUUCAAGCCUACCAAAGUGUUCGUCUCGAUUGCACACACUGUUUUUUAUUCGUUUUAUUAGAUUUAUUAUUUACUACACUAUCUUUUAUUUAUUUUUUUUUUUCAUGAUAAAAAUCGAAUUUUAAAUUCUUAUGCGAUAUUCUAGAAAACAGUAAAUACUUGCAAAUAAUGGAAUACAAAUUGACUUAAGCACCUCGUCAAGGUUGUUUGUAACACUGACUUUUUGAACAAUAAAACGUUAUUUGCUCAA
Messenger RNA from Vespula pensylvanica (western yellowjacket), 3373 nucleotides. It is a transcript of the gene Dpp10, whose product is annotated as inactive dipeptidyl peptidase 10. Gene Ontology annotation, molecular function: dipeptidyl-peptidase activity; serine-type peptidase activity. Bases 213 to 2858 code for a protein of 881 amino acids. The transcript is spliced from 16 exons. The record is from RefSeq and is a predicted model, not a curated record. NCBI's taxonomy places the organism in Eukaryota, Metazoa, Arthropoda, Insecta, Hymenoptera, Vespidae. Gene Ontology annotation, biological process: proteolysis.